This is a messenger RNA of Spodoptera littoralis (African cotton leafworm), 1125 nucleotides long. The record is from the annotation of a GenBank genome assembly. Lineage: Eukaryota; Metazoa; Arthropoda; Insecta; Lepidoptera; Noctuidae.
AUGUUACGGGCUAUACUGGAUAAAUUUUGGGAUGAAGAUGUGUGGUUACCGCCGAAUACAACUUGGGAAGAUAUUGCACCGGGUCCAGACAAGGCAGUGGUAUACAAUGACUAUAGGCACCUCCUGUAUCCCCUGCCUUUGGCACUGGUGCUGAUAGUCCUGCGGCGUACUCUAGAGGAGUAUUGGUUUGCCCCAUUUGGGAAAUCUUUAGGCAUUAAGAACACUAGACCAAAGAAAGCCCCAAGUAAUCCAAAAUUGGAGAAUGCAUAUCAAUUAUCACCAAAAAUAAAGCAUAAACAGUUCUUUUUGAACAAGGAUGAGAUAUGUUCGUUAGCAAAGCAACUCGACAUGACAGAGAGGCAGGUGGAACGAUGGUGGAGAUUAAGAAGAAGCCAGGAUAAACCUUCGACCCUGGUGAAGUUCUGCGAGAACAUGUGGAGGUUUACAUUUUACUUGUACAACUUCUCCUACGGUCUCUUUAUAUUAUGGGAGAAGGAGUGGCUUUGGGAUAUCGAUCAGUGUUAUAUAGGAUAUCCACAUCAGGGUCUCACCAACGACAUCUGGUGGUACUAUAUGAUAUCAGCAGCGUUUUAUUGGGCGCUGACAUUCUCUCAGUUCUGGGACGUGCGUCGCAAGGACUUCUGGCAAAUGUUCGUGCACCACAUCGCCACCAUCCUACUGCUGUCCUUUAGCUGGGUCUGCAACCUGCACAGGAUUGGGACACUCGUGCUCUUAGUCCAUGACUGUGCUGAUAUAUUCUUGGAUGCAGCGAAGGCGGCAAAAUACGCCAAUUAUCAACGAUUGUGCGAUAGUAUCUUUGCUGGUUUCACUGUGUUAUGGAUCGUUUCAAGACUCGUUGUUUAUCCGUUCUACAUUAUUUGGAGUACAUCAAUCCGCGCACCCAUGUUGCUCCCGAUGUUCCCCGCCUACUACAUCUUCAACUCGCUGCUGUGUCUACUAUUAGGUCUACAUAUGGUCUGGACCUGGCUCAUAUUGCAGGUCGCCUAUAAGGCUAUUAGUGCUGGCCAGAUGGAAGGUGAUAUCAGGAGUUCAAGUUCAGAAAUAAGCGAUAGUUCACAUCAAUCGAACCACAGCACGCCGAAUCGUGUCAAUAAUAAAAAGUAA